Dinoponera quadriceps is the source of this 1511-nucleotide messenger RNA. RefSeq lists its product as uncharacterized. The coding region runs from base 81 to 1328 and encodes 415 amino acids. Gene Ontology annotation, cellular component: neuronal cell body; dendrite; axon. The transcript is spliced from 6 exons. The record is from RefSeq and is a predicted model, not a curated record. Lineage: Eukaryota; Metazoa; Arthropoda; Insecta; Hymenoptera; Formicidae. Gene Ontology annotation, biological process: sensory perception of taste.
ACCCAUAUCCCCGGAUAAUUAUCUCCGCAGGCAGGUGAGAGUUCCGCACGUCUCAUUAGCGCGAGUCGAGACAGAGAUUCAUGCCUGCCGGAACUAAUUGGCCAACCGAUGAAGCGUCUCCGGAGAUUCGUCGAUUGAUCUCACCGAGCAUGGAGUUCCGAGCGCAACCGUUCGAUGUGGAGGCCGUCUUCGCGAAGACGAGGAGGAAGCGGCCGAGGGGGCUGCGCGGCCCGAACUCACCUCUCUACGCGUCCAUCUGGCCGAUGGUGCACAUCGUGCGACUCUUCGGCUUCGCUCCUUAUAAGUUUUCGCAGGACCGGCUGGUGCCGUCAAACGGCUACCUAAUCUUCUCGGCGAUCGCCGCCGUGCUCUACAGCUACAUACUUUACGUGAUAGUUCAGAGAUUUACGAACGUCAAGCAGGACCAAACGACCCUAAAUAGGACGGAAAACGCAAAGGUGAUCAUCAACUACAGCGUGGUGGUAUACGAGCUCGGCCUGACGGUUUUCAUGAGACGCAGCUUCACAAGGACAUGGAAUGCCCUGCAGGACUACGACGAGAGCGUCAGACAGUUGGGCUAUCCUCGCAAGGAGACGAGAACCGCGAUUGCCGCUUGGAUUCUCGCUAUAGUAACAGCGACCGUGUGGACCACAGUCAACAGAUCCGGGAUGUACGCCUUUCUCGAAACAUGGAUCUACAAUAUGGGAUAUAUGCUGUCGUACGUCGGUACUUCGAUAGCCCUCUAUAAGUUCGUGGGAAUAGCGUAUUUUCUCGGGCAACGGUUUCAUCAUCUCAACACGAUCGCGAUAAAAAACCUCCCGUCGCCGUCGCCUCGAGAGAAAACCACGCAUGUCAGCAGAAAGACGAUCCAGAGUCUACACAACGAUCUCAUGCUCGCCGCGGAGAAUCUGGAGUCCCUGUACUCUUGGUCACUGCUGCUCUGGCUGUGCAAUCUCAGCGUGCACGCCGUCAGCAACGUGUAUUUCAUCAUCGAGUGGGUACUUAUGACGUCGUGGGAGACGGUAACGUGGCCACUGAUCUACUGCAUGAGCGCCUGGCUUUUGGCGGUCCUCAUCCAGCUCCUGUUACUCCACAUCGCCUGUGACUUCGCUUCCUCUCAGGCUAAUUAUAUGGGUCCAGUUCUUAUCGAGUGGCAACUAAGAUUGAUGAGGAGAAAUGAGGAAUGCACCGACUCGACGCUGCAAUUUCUAAAUCGAAAGCUCAAGUUCUCCGCCGCCGGAUGCUGCUACGUGAACUUGCCGUUGUUACGAUCGAUCGCCGCUUUGCUGGCCACGUAUCUAGUGAUAUUGCUGCAGUUUCCGUCCUGAGGGUGCCCUGGAAAUAAAAGCGAGGAAGUAUCGUAAGGUCGUUCUGCGUAUCUCGCGGUUAUAAAUUUCGAGUGCGUAUCCCAUCGAGUCGAACUCGGUCAGUUCUGCAUCGAUGAUCCUUGUACAAUAUUAGACCGGAUAAGUAUGUGUAGGUUGAAAUCGAAACAGCUGAAUAUUGUUUGC